This is a messenger RNA of Sipha flava (yellow sugarcane aphid), 739 nucleotides long. RefSeq lists its product as uncharacterized. The transcript has 3 exons. Lineage: Eukaryota; Metazoa; Arthropoda; Insecta; Hemiptera; Aphididae. Bases 1 to 480 code for a protein of 159 amino acids. The record is from RefSeq and is a predicted model, not a curated record.
AUGGUAAUAACUGAAGCAAUAUUGGAAGUAGCAAAGUUUGGCGCUUUUGGUAAGAUGGCUUCUGGACCUCUGGAAUUGGAAACUUCAAUUCGUUCUAGCACAAAAGAAUCAGAGCCGUCUAUAGAAGAAGACUAUAUACCUCCACAGUCUGAUUUCCAAAUGUCAAAAAUGGUUAAUGUUUCACCAAUUGGAUCGAUUGGAAGUUAUCCCCCGGGUUACUUUACUUAUGCAAAAGCUGAAGAUAUUAUGUAUCAUUCAAAUCAAUGUUACAAGUUAGAAUUAGAAAUACUUUAUUGCAUCAAAGUAGAGUCAUUAAAAAAUGUGGCAAAAAUUUUACUGAAAAAAGCAAAAACUUCACUAAUGGAAACCCCCAGGAGUAAUUUAGAAAAUUCAAUUGCACUCUACAAUAAAAUUAAUAUGAAUCAUACUAAUGUUCAAAUGACUGGUUUGUGGUUAAAACUAGUUGCUAUACCUCAAUAAAUUUAAUAUAUAUUUCAGCACUUUUUUAUUAUUUAUGUAACUGAUAACUGAUAACUGUAAUUGUGUUUAUAGUCAGUAAAUAAAUAUUAUUUUCAAUUAAAUUUUUAACUCUUAUGAAACUUUCUAUUAAACUAAUAAUUUUUUUUUAUAAAUGGAUAUGUAUAAAUAUUGUAUUCAAUAUCAGUUGUAUUAUCUUGGUCUUAAAAUAAAGAUAUCGUAUUAUAACCUUUUUCGUAAAUAAUAAUUAUAUAUUAUACAU